AUGGUCAAUAAGAUCAUCAUAAGCAGCACAGGUUCAGAUGGACAUGGUGAGGGACAGAAGCUAACACAAAACUGGAUAAACCACGGUGGGGACAUAUACAAUAGAAGAUAUUCAAACAAAGAAACAAAGAUUAGCCCCAAAACAGUUUCCAACCUGAAGUUGAAGUGGGAAUUUUAUGCAGGCAGAGAUAUAACAGCAACACCAGCAAUUUUUUAUGGUAUCCUUUAUUUUCCAAGCUGGAAUGGCUACCUAUAUGCUGUUGAAUCAUCUGAUGGAUCUCUAAUUUGGAAGCAGAACUUGCUAAAUUUAACAGGCUUUAAUACAACUGGUUUCACUUUUAAUGUUAACACAACUGUAUCAAGAUCAACUCCAACAAUAGCAGGAGACCUGCUUAUUGUUGGAAUAUAUGGUCCUGCUGUGGUUAUUGCUGUUAGACGAUCAAACGGGAAGCUUGUGUGGUCAACCAAGCUUGAUAACCACCCCACAAGUGUUAUCACCAUGUCUGGGACUUAUUACAAGGGGGCCUUUUAUGUUGGAACGUCUUCACAAGAAGAAAGCGUAAGCAUUGAGCAAUGCUGCACCUUCCGGGGAAGCUUCUCCAAAUUAGAUCUCAAAACUGGCAAAAUCUUGUGGCAGACCUUCAUGCUGCCUGAGAACAAUGGAAAGCGUGGAGAAUACGCAGGAGCAGGUAUAUGGGGAAGUAGCCCAUCAAUUGACAGAACUCGGAACCUUGUUUAUAUUGCCACAGGCAACCUAUAUUCAGCACCUCUUCGUAUUCGCCAAUGCCAAGAAAAGCAGAAUAAUCAAACUGUACCCAGUAAUCCAGAUGAGUGUAUUGAGCCUGAUAAUCACUCGAAUUCUAUCCUAGCUCUUAACCUGGACUCUGGAAAUAUCAAGUGGUACCAGCAGCUAGGAGGUUAUGACGUGUGGUUUUUUGCUUGUAACAAUCUUUCCACUCCCAAUUGUCCUCCUGGCCCCAACCCAGAUGCUGAUUUCUCAGAGGCACCAAUGAUGCUGAGUGUAUAUGUAAAUAGAACCAAGCAAGAUAUAGUUGCUGCAGUUCAGAAAAGUGGAUUUGCAUGGGCAUUGGAUCGCGAUGAUGGCAACAUCAUUUGGUCUACUGAAGCUGGACCUGGCGGUGCUGGUGGUGGAGGCUAUUGGGGUGCAGCCACGGACACAAAGAGGGUCUACACCAACAUUGGCAACUCUCGAAGCUUAAAUUUCACUCUUAAGCCAUCGAAAAGGAACACUACAACUGGUGGAUGGGUGGCAAUGGAUGCUCGCAAUGGUGACAUCCUAUGGUCAACAGCUAAUCCAAGCAAUGCCACUGCUAGUGGCCCUGUUACCGUAGCUAAUGGGGUGCUCUUUGCUGGUUCAACAUAUAAACACGGACCAGUAUAUGCAAUCAAUGCCAAAACUGGAAGAAUCCUCUGGUCGUAUAACACUGGAGCUACCGUAUAUGGUGGCAUGUCAGUGAGUGAUGGAUGUGUUUAUAUUGGUAAUGGAUACGAGGCUAGUUUUGGCUUUGUAAUGCCAUCCUACACUGCUGGGACUUCACUCUUUGCUUUCUGUAUCGUUUGA
Molecule: messenger RNA, 1581 nt
Organism: Dovyalis caffra
Lineage: Eukaryota; Viridiplantae; Streptophyta; Magnoliopsida; Malpighiales; Salicaceae
Source: the annotation of a GenBank genome assembly